AAAACUGUUCCUGCUCUUUGGAUUACUGGUAUUGAAGUCGGACACUUUGCCCUGCAUGUCAGUAGAGUUGCGCUUGGAAAGAUUGAUAGUUAAAGUAAGAGAAUCAUGGAUGAUCGUGACUGGACUUCGGAGGGCAGUGUCGACUCUGAUGGACACUCACCACUUCCACCCUUAGUUAUAUGGACCAGCAGAAAGUCAACUGCGUGUCCUCCACCGCCCAAUAUACCAUAUCAUGGUACAACUUAUCCAGCUCUUCCGCACGCAUAUCCCGAUAGUGCUAAUCACGUAGUGACCUCGGCAGCCUCCUUCGCAUAUGGUGCACUCAGCCCUUGGAAUACACAAACAUCUACCUCCAAUGUGCUUCAAGAUUACCUUUGGGUGGAAAUUGCAGCAGACAACUUCAGGCACCCGCGACCAGAGUUCCAAAGGAACAAAGAUACCCGCGCUAAUGAGGCUUCAAAAGCAGCUGUCGAGAACCCAUGCUCUGAUCCCAUGACAUCAGCAAUGGACAUUGACCAUAGAUCACAAGGCAACAGCCACAGAAUUGUUAACUAUCCAGUUCCGUUUUCAGACCACUACACAGGCCACGGGCAUGUGGAUUAUGCCUCGGAAGAUGGCAAUUAUGCAAACAAUCCGACCGAAGUGGACCUUCACAAUAUCGGACAUGUUGCAGUAUCUCCCAUAGCGGUUAGCACAUCUGAGGAUGCCAAACAUCAUGAUCGUCAAAUGCUCAAUUUACAGCAUACUUCGGAGUCGUGUUCUGAUGAAGAUAGUCGACUUCUAGCAGACUUUCCUCAAGACCACACGUCUCUCAGCAAGAAAACCGGGAUGUCACUUGAUCGCCAGCAUGACAUGGGUGAUCGUGCACAUUCACAAUCUGAAGAAGAGCCUCAUAAAUGUAAGCAUUGCGAUAAAUCAUUUUCUAUUCUAUCCCGUCUAACAUCUCAUGAAUGUGUACAUCCUGAAAUGAAACUUUUCAAAUGUAAAGUAUGUGAUAAAACCUUCAAUAGGCGAUUUCAUCUGGUCUCUCAUGGACGAAUUCAUUCAGGAGAGAAGCCCUUUACGUGCAAGUACUGCCCUAAAUCAUUCAGCAGGAAAUACAACCUUACAGUUCAUGAACGUAUCCAUAACGAGGAGAAGCCCUUUAAGUGUGAUCAUUGUGACCAAGGCUUUUCUGACAGUUCCAACCUUCGAGUUCAUAAACGUACACAUACUGGAGAGAAGCCAUUUAAGUGUAACCUUUGUGACAAGUCAUACAGACAAUUUUCGCAUCUCAUAGAUCACCAACGCAUGCACACUGGAGAGAGACCUUACAAAUGUAAAGAAUGUGGUAAGGCAUUCCGGGGAAUAUCGAAUCUCACAAAACAUCAACGCAUCCAUACAGGAGAGAAACAAUUUUCGUGUAGGGAAUGUGGAAAGUCUUUCACAACGAAAUCUAACCUAACAUGUCAUGAAAGACUCCAUCCCUGAUAGAAAUUGAUCAAGUACCUGCGACGCGUUUUUCAAUACUAAAACCACAUAGAAGACCAUACGAAUGACAAGGCAGUAAAUAAGGACACGGCUUCUUUUCAUGAUAAUGGAAAAUACUAUCAUUACAGGUCCGCCUUGAUUCGCAAUUAGCUUCAAUGCCGAUAACAGCUCAAUCUCAUAUCCAUGCAAAAUUCAAUGCUUACACGCUAACUUCGACAUAAUUAUGAACAUCCAAAGCAUUAUCAUUUUCAUUGUAUUCCAGUUGAUAUUCACUUUUAUAUUGCCUGCUUUCCAUUUCAGUUCCCACACAGCAGGAACAUGUUUGCAUAUUUACCAAAUACUCAACUGCGCUGAACAUUCCUGUACUGUUGUUUUUUUGCUAACUCGGUCCUUUUUUAUGUCAGAUACCCUACUAAAGGAGAGCACACAUGCCGGGUAUGGAUUAUUUCGCCGGAAUAGGCGCUAAGCUGAACCUUAUUUCUAUAAUGUACCCUUGGUCCUCUGUCAUAAUUAUGGUGUAGUAACGUUUUAGUCAAAACUCGUCAAAUUUUUUAA
Molecule: messenger RNA, 2025 nt
Organism: Sycon ciliatum
Lineage: Eukaryota; Metazoa; Porifera; Calcarea; Leucosolenida; Sycettidae
Product: zinc finger protein 43-like
Exons: 1
Coding region: 106-1470 (454 amino acids)
Biological process (GO): regulation of transcription by RNA polymerase II
Cellular component (GO): nucleus
Molecular function (GO): DNA-binding transcription factor activity, RNA polymerase II-specific
Source: RefSeq, a predicted model, not a curated record